This is a messenger RNA of Neogale vison (American mink), 3372 nucleotides long. RefSeq names its product signal peptide peptidase like 2B (gene SPPL2B). Gene Ontology annotation, molecular function: aspartic endopeptidase activity, intramembrane cleaving. Gene Ontology annotation, cellular component: Golgi-associated vesicle membrane; lumenal side of endoplasmic reticulum membrane; lysosomal membrane. The coding region runs from base 237 to 1955 and encodes 572 amino acids. Gene Ontology annotation, biological process: membrane protein proteolysis. Lineage: Eukaryota; Metazoa; Chordata; Mammalia; Carnivora; Mustelidae. The transcript has 14 exons. The record is from RefSeq and is a predicted model, not a curated record.
UGGGGUGGUGCUGUCCCUUCCGCAGGAGCCACAGGGAGAGGACCUGACAGGGCCACAGUCGGCACCCGGGUCUCCCUGGGGACACCCGUCCCCACCCUUGCUGCCCUGCCUGGUUUUCUCCAGCAUCAGACGUUGGUGGUGUCCCGUCUGUCCUGUAGGAGGGAGGAUACCAGCCGGAGCCCUGGGCGGGGGGCUGUCCUUGUUUGGCUCAGACCCUGCCACAUCUGCCAAGCGCUAUGACCCCUGCCUUGUCGCUCCAGGUGGCCUGUGAGUACGGCAUGGUGCACGUGGUCUCCGAGACAGGGGGUCCCAAAGGCAAAGACUACUGCAUACUCUACAACCCACAGUGGGCCCACCUGCCACAUGACCUUGGCAAAGCGUCUCUCCUGCAGCUGCGGGACUGGACGGCCUCCGUGCUCUGCUCCCCGCCCGACGUCCCCGCCAGGGGCUUCAGCAACCAGAUCCCGCUGGUGGCGCGCGGCAACUGCACCUUCUACGAGAAAGUGCGGCUGGCGCAGGGCGGCGGGGCGCGCGGGCUGCUCAUCGUCAGCAAGGAGGCGCUGGUCCCCCCAGGAGGCAACAAGACUCAGUAUGACGAGAUCGGCAUUCCCGUGGCCCUGCUCAGCCACAAAGACAUGCUGGACAUCUUCAAGAGCUUCGGCCGAGCGGUGAGGGCAGCGCUGUACGCCCCCAAUGAGCCCAUGCUGGACUACAACAUGGUCAUCAUCUUCGUCAUGGCUGUGGGCACCGUGGCCCUCGGGGGCUACUGGGCUGGGAGCCGGGACGUGAAGAAAAGGUACAUGAAACACAAGCGGGACGACGGGCCCGAGAAGCAGGAGGACGAGGCCGUGGACGUGACCCCUGUGAUGAUCUGUGUCUUCGUGGUCAUGUGCUGCUCCAUGCUGGUGCUGCUCUAUCACUUCUACGACCAGCUCGUCUAUGUGAUCAUCGGGAUCUUCUGCCUGUCCUCGUCCACCGGCCUCUACAGCUGUCUGUCACCGCUGGUCCAGAGGCUGCCCUUUGGCAGGUGCAGGGUCCCCGACAACAGCCUGCCCUACUUCCACAAGCGUCCUCCGGUCAGCCUGCUGCUCCUGGCGCUGCUCUGCCUGGCCGUCAGCGUGGUGUGGGGAGUCUUCCGGAACGAGGACCAGUGGGCCUGGGUCCUCCAGGACGCGCUGGGCGUCGCCUUCUGCCUCUACAUGUUGAAAACCAUCCGCCUCCCCACUUUUAAGGCCUGCACGCUGCUGCUGCUGGUGCUGUUUGUCUACGACGUCUUCUUCGUGUUCGUCACGCCCUUCCUGACCAAGAGCGGGAACAGCAUCAUGGUGGAGGUGGCCACCGGGCCCUCGGACUCGGCCACCCACGAGAAGCUCCCCAUGGUCCUGAAGGUGCCCAGACUGAACGCCUCGCCGCUGGCCCUGUGUGACCGGCCCUUCUCCCUGCUGGGCUUCGGGGACAUCCUGGUGCCAGGGCUGCUGGUGGCGUACUGCCGCAGGUUCGACGUCCAGGCGCAGUCGUCCCGGGCCUACUUCGCGGCCUGCACCGUGGCCUACGGCGUCGGGCUCCUGGUGACGUUCAUGGCCCUGGCCCUGAUGCAGCGCGGCCAGCCCGCCCUCCUCUACCUGGUGCCCUGCACGCUGGUGACAAGCUGCGCCUUGGCACUCUGGCGCGGGGAGCUGGGCACGUUCUGGACGGGCAGUGGCUUUGCGAAGGACUUACCUCCAUCUCCUUGGGCGCCGUCUUCCGCCACCGGCCCGCAGCCCGGGAAGGACUCCGACACCAGCCUCUCGCAGCCGCCUCCGGGCGAAGGACUGGCCAAGUGCCCCGUGUCCCCAGAGCAGCCCCCAGAGGAGUCCACACCUGAGGAGACUGGGGCCGGGGCGCACCCACAGGAGCCCGCGAGCCCCUCGGGCUGCACCCCCGAGCCCGCAAGCCUGGUGGGCGCCUCAGCCUAGGAGGUGGCACAGACUCUCAGGCCCUCGUCGCUACCUGCCGCGCCGAGAGACCCCGAGACUGGACCUGCCCGGCCCCCCCACCCCAAAUUGGUGCUCCGGUCUGGCCGAUGCCCCCGCUCUUCCUCCUCCUCGAGCCGAGCCCCGCUGUGCCCCGGACCCUCUUCAGCCCUGCUCCCCGCUCCGGCCCACGAGGUCACGUCGCCGUGGCUGUCGCCGUGACAGGAGUGGCUCCCAGCUCCGCGGUCUUGCCUGUCCGCCCGGUGUUUCCUCGGCAAGAGCAGGAAGCGCUGGGCCGCGGCUGCCGGGCCGCCCACAUCUGGUGCUUCCCGCGCUGCCGCUGCCUCAGGUUCUGGCCCGCAGAGCCCCGUCGUGCCGGCGCCACGUCGGACACCUCGGGGUGGGCAGGGGCGCCCGGUGGGCCCUGCCCUGCCUCCAUCCGCCUGGGCGCCUGCGCUCCAGCUUCUCCGCCUGUGAAUAAACAGCCACGACGUGUUGAACUCGAGGGGCGUCGCCUCUUGGGUCUGAGUCUCGGCCGGGCCUCGGGGCAGCUGGGCCCCCGGCCAUCCACGGGCUGCGCGCCUCCGCUCGGCUCCGUCCCUGCAGCUUCGCUGGACUCGGGCCCCCAUCCUCCCCACAGCACCUGCACGCCCUCCACCCCACCCCAGCCCGGCCUCUAGGAACACCACCGGCCAGGCGAGCGCACUUUCUAUUUAAACCACCCGGGAGCUUCUGGAAUGUGGAGAAUAUUCUGGAAUUGGCAUUUUGUCUUCUACCUCACUGACAGGGUUCUCCGAACGUCACGACGGAAAUGCCGCCGUAGGACUGGCCGCGGGGCGGCGGCCCCCACGCCAUGGCACGCGCCGUCCAUACAGCCUCCAGACUCAAGCCCGAAAGCUGUUUGCACCGACGUGACGUGAAGGCACAGACCCCCAGCCACGCGGCCCCAGCUCUGUCCCCUGUCCGUCCGCUGCUCUGCCGCAGAUGGCAGGCGUGGGGUCAACCGUGAUCCAUUCCAAAAAAUACCAGCGCCAGACAGACUCACACAGCCUUGGCCGGCCCUGCUGCUCCGAGGAGAAAGGAUGUUGAUUGGAAAAAACAAAAAGACGUUUUCUACCUGUCCCCGUGUCUCUCAAGAGGACAGGUGACCUGGGAGGGAGACCGGCUAGCCCUGCUGGCCCGGAGAGCUGCCCAGUGGGCAGGCCAGCGCGGGCUGCAGGGGCCGCGCACAGGUCCCCACCGCAGCUGGCGCGUCCCUCCAGGCCGUGUCACUCGUCGGUGCAGGACCCAGAAUCUCCGUUUUCUGUGUUUGACAAACGUCAGGGGAUUUGAAGGCGGAUGUUUGUUCCGGAAGUUUCUGUGUGCAGUCUUUGCCUCGCUUCUGUUUGAAUCUUACGAUUAAACAUAGCUUUUGAGAGUU